AGGGGGAGGGGGAGGGGCUGGGGUAGGGGAAAGUGUGGAUUGACUGGGCCUCUGUGACCAAUGAGCUGGCGCGGCUAGAGUGACCGUGCGGUUGUUAAAGGGGGCGGUGGAAGAGAUGCUGCCAGUCCAGACAGAGAGGGGAGGGAGGGAGACUAGAGAAGGGGAGGAGGAGAAGAAAGGGGGUGGGGGAGGGGAAAGAAAAAGGAGAAAGCAAAAAAUAAAAAAUAAAAACUGGAGGCCAUAGCAACACCCCCGCUAUAAAGCUGGGGGAGGAGAAAAAGGGAGAGGUGGUGGUGGCAGCUGUAAAUAAACCCCAACGCCAGGAGAAAGGGGAAAAGAGAUUUCAGCUUUGGAUUCCCCACACUUGCUAGCUCCAGAGAGAAUACUCCAUCCUCAUGGGUUGCUGCUGUUGCUGCUGCUACCGCUGCCACCGCUGUUGCUGCUGCUGAUCCUCGGCUCCCUGCCUGGGCACAGAGGCAGACAGAAAAACGGGGGGGGGGGGGGCGGGGAGAGAGAGAAAGAGAAAGAGAGAGAGAGAGAGAGAGAGAGAGAGAGAGAGAGAGAGAGAGAGAGAGAGAGCACUUUUUAAAAUUGUUGUUAUUGUUUUUAAUCCUCCUCCCUCUCCCUUUCCCUCCUCCCUCUUUCCCCUCCCCCUUCCCUCCUCUCUCCUCCCACUGCCAUCUCCAUCACCGUCACCACAACCUCCUCCUCCUCCUCCUCCAACACAACUUAAAGAAAGACAGGAGCGUCUGAUUCCUUCAUCUGUGGGAAUUCGUUGCUGCUGCAAGUUUACUACGUGAGAUACAGCCAAUGCCAAGCACGAAAGAAGAAGAAGAGGGAUAAAAAAAACAAACCCCAAAUCCUGAAUCAUAACAAUAUCCAUAGCCGAGAAGAGAGGAGCGGGGAAAGGGAAAAGAAAAUCCCAAAGCCGGCAGCUAGAGGAGCAGGAAGGGGAAAGGAUUGCCCCGUCCUCCUCCAGGGCCACCCCACCCCCACCCCCAGUUCCCCACCAAGAUCAGGUGGAGAAGAGGAACUAGUAAAGGGGCCAGUGCGGCGGGUUGCGCAUCUUCUCCCAGUCAGCUUCUCUGCUUCUGUUGUGCAGUUUGGAUUUUCUUAAUUUGAUUUAAUUUUAAUGUUUAAUUUGGGGGGGGAGUGGUGAUUUCUGUGAUAGUGACACAGAUCUUAGUGGCGGUGUGUGUGUGCGCGCGCGUGUGCGUGUGCUAGGGGGUGUGGGGGGGCUGUGUGUGCAGGAAAAGGCACAGCGCUCGCCCCCCUGCAACCCCCCUCUCAUCUCCUCUCCCCCCUCCCUCCCUCCCUCCCUUUCCCUCCCCUGCCCGCCCGCCCCCGCCACAGCUCCUUUAAUACACUUUGGUUCUCCGCCUGGCUUUGGACUCUUCUUCUCUUCCUCCUCCUCCUCCUCUUCCUCCUCCUCCUCUCUCCGGCUUUGCUCCACAAACCAAGCAGCUCGAAACAGCAGCUCCGGGCUGCGGGAGCAGCGGUUGCAACGGCGCGGCGGCGGAGGUUAGUGUAGCGGAGCUCGAAGGAACCCGAGACUGCGGAGGCUGAAGCUGAAGCUGCCGCUGCCGCGGCUGCGGCUGCUGCAGCUUGUGAAGCCGCUACAGCCGAGAGCAGCCGGGAGCCGAGAGAAGAGGAGGAGCCGCCCGGGAGUUGCGCGAGCAGCCGGGGCAGACAUCAGCGCCUCCUCCGGGGGGAGCAGCCCGAAGCCGAGCAGGAGCGGCAGCAGGAUCGGAGCGGGCUGACCAUGCUGCUGGACGCGGGGCCGCAGUUCCCGGCCAUCGGAGUGGGGAGCUUCGCUCGGCAUCACCACCAUUCGGCGGCCGCAGCUGCGGCGGCUGCGGAGAUGCAGGACCGCGAGCUGAGCCUGGCGGCGGCGCAGAACGGCUUCGUGGACUCGGCCGCCGCGCACAUGGGCGCCUUCAAGCUCAACCCUGGGGCCCACGAUCUGUCCCCUGGCCAGAGCUCGGCUUUUACCUCGCAAGGGCCGGGGGGCUACCCAGGUUCGGCCGCCGCCGCCGCCGCCGCCGCAGCCCUGGGGCCCCACGCCGCCCAUGUAGGCUCUUAUUCAGGAGCACCCUUUAACUCCACCCGGGACUUUCUGUUCCGCAGCCGGGGUUUUGGAGAUUCAGCUCCGGCCGGUGGGCAGCAUGGGCUAUUCGGGCCAGGGGCGGGAAGCCUGCAUCACCCUCACACGGAUGCCCAAAGCCACCUUCUGUUCCCAGGAAUCCACGAGCAGCACGGCCCCCACGGCUCUCAGAAUGUGCUGAACGGGCAGAUGCGGCUGGGGCUGCCGGGAGAGGUGUUCGGUCGUUCAGACCAGUACCGCCAAGUGUCCAGCCCCCGGACUGACCCCUAUUCGGCCGCCCAGCUCCACAACCAAUACGGCCCAAUGAAUAUGAACAUGGGCAUGAACAUGGCAGCGGCCGCCGCCCACCACCACCAUCACCACCACCACCCAGGUGCCUUUUUCCGAUACAUGAGGCAGCAGUGCAUCAAACAGGAGCUCAUCUGCAAGUGGAUUGACCCCGAACAACUGAGCAAUCCCAAGAAGAGUUGCAACAAAACUUUCAGCACCAUGCACGAGCUAGUCACCCACGUCUCCGUGGAACAUGUCGGGGGCCCUGAACAGAGUAACCACAUCUGUUUCUGGGAGGAGUGUCCUCGAGAGGGCAAGCCCUUCAAGGCCAAAUACAAACUGGUCAACCACAUCCGUGUGCACACCGGAGAGAAGCCGUUUCCUUGCCCCUUUCCCGGCUGCGGGAAAGUUUUCGCUCGCUCGGAAAAUCUGAAGAUACACAAAAGGACCCACACAGGAGAGAAGCCGUUCCAGUGUGAAUUCGAAGGCUGUGACAGACGCUUUGCCAACAGCAGCGAUCGGAAGAAGCACAUGCACGUCCAUACUUCGGAUAAGCCCUAUCUUUGUAAGAUGUGUGACAAAUCUUACACCCAUCCCAGCUCCCUGAGGAAGCACAUGAAGGUCCAUGAAUCCUCCCCACAGGGCUCCGAAUCCUCCCCCGCCGCCAGCUCGGGCUACGAGUCCUCUACCCCACCCGGGCUAGUGUCCCCUAGCGCCGAGCCCCAGAGUUCCACUAAUCUGUCUCCGGCUGCUGCGGCGGCAGCAGCGGCAGCGGCGGCGGCGGCGGCAGCGGCCGCUGCGGUGUCCGCGGUGCACAGAAGCAGCGGGGCUGGAGGUGGUGGCGGCGGCGGCGGCAGCGGCGGUGGAGGUAGUGGGGGUGCCGGUGGUGCCGGUGGAGGGGGCGGUGGCAGCAGCACUGGCGGGGGCGGUGGGACCGGCGGAGGUCACAGUGGUCUCUCUUCCAACUUCAACGAAUGGUACGUCUAAAGGAGGGGCCAAUCUCCUUCUCUCAACCCCCCCUCCCCACAUACACACACACACACACACACACACACUCACACACACACACAACUACCAGGUUUCCCAGAGUCCAACCAGCCCUCAUCCUUCACCCUUCCGAAGAGAAGGGGAAGAGACCAGUUAGUGAUAGUGAAUGUUUCAAUUAUUUUUAUUCAUACCAGCAAAAGGAUUAAAAAAGUUAAAAAAACAAAAAAUGAUCCAAUCUUGAAGAGCAAAAACUUCCCUCCUCCCUAAGUCUUUGAAACUCAGAAACAGCAAAGGACACCCAACACAAGAACAAUGACAAAAAACCCAAUCCAUACUCUCUAUCUUCCCCUUCCUUGCUCUUCCUCCAUUCCCUCCUCCCAGUCUAGUUACUUGUCCUGACAAACUGUGUACAUAGUGGACUCCUCCUUCCUUCUCUGAGGUGGUAAUGAAGUUUUAAUGGAUUCUUGGUGUAUAGAAGUUUGUCCAUUUGUAAAAUGACGGUUGAGAUUCCUCCCUUCGACCCUUCCUUGCCCAAAGUGAUGGACUUUUCUUUUCUUUUUUUAUUUUUAGUUCCCUGGUUUAUUUUUAAGUAAUGUGGGGAAAAUGGUUUAUUUUGUAUUGUGAUAUUGAAUAUUGUGUUCCUUUUUAUGAGGCAACUUGAUUGUAAUCUUCAUGCAACUAUAGACUGGAAGAAAAAACCGUGCCAAAGUCUCCAUUCUGUUUUUUCAACACAAUUCUAUACAGCACACACACUCACACAAACACACACCACCACCAACGCUUGUGAAUGUAUUUUUCUGUUAGCUGGGUUUACAUGUGAUGUUUUAGUGCUUUUGCAAGUUCAAUUUGUUAGUUCCUGUACGGAAGAUUGUGGGGAAAAAUAAACGUUGUGCCGUUAGCUUUUUCCGUAAUAACACCCUUCCUUCUGUAAAUAUCCAUUACCAUAUUUAUCCAUUUGUAAUUAAAUUAUGGUAUUAACUUGCUACAGAGGAAACAAUAUUUAUAAAGAAUGUUUCUUAACUAUAAAUAUGUACAAUUGUGGGCAUAAACUGUUUCAGAAUUUUUAUUUGAAGGUUUAAGUGGUUUCAUCAUUUCUUGUGAUAUGUUUUAAGAGUAAUGCAUACAGAAAUAUAAUAAAAUGUGUUGAAACUGGA
Monodelphis domestica (gray short-tailed opossum) is the source of this 4515-nucleotide messenger RNA. It is a transcript of the gene ZIC2, whose product is annotated as Zic family zinc finger 2. Gene Ontology annotation, molecular function: RNA polymerase II cis-regulatory region sequence-specific DNA binding; DNA-binding transcription factor activity, RNA polymerase II-specific. The record is from RefSeq and is a predicted model, not a curated record. NCBI's taxonomy places the organism in Eukaryota, Metazoa, Chordata, Mammalia, Didelphimorphia, Didelphidae. Gene Ontology annotation, biological process: regulation of transcription by RNA polymerase II. Gene Ontology annotation, cellular component: nucleus.